AGCCAACAGCCUUAAAAUAAAAGCAGAAAGCUGAAAAAGUCACUCAGAGGCUCUCUCAUAUCCACCGGAGCGACAGAGCCACACAGGAAGUGGAGACAGAGAGUAUAUUGUGGGUGAUUUUCAGAGGACAGAAGAAUAAUACACUGCUGUGCUCCUGUUAUCUCACAGUCAGUCUGCUCCCACAGCAACAGCCUCCAUCACCACAGUGAAGGUAGAGACUCCUGACAGAGAGAGCCAGCCUCAGAGGACGUCCUCGGAUAUCUGCUGUGAAAGGUCGAACUUUCUGCUGCGAACAUGGGAUGCUUCGGAUUCCUCAAAGUCAUGAUGUUUGUCUUCAAUGGCAUCAUCUUUUUGGCGGGUGCUGCCAUCCUGGGUGUUGGGAUCUGGGUGAAGGUGGACAGCAGCUCCAUCCUCAGCUUCAUCGGGAAAAUUGAAAACGCACCACCAGAGCUCAGCCAGGUGCUCAAUGUGGGCUACCUGCUGAUCGCAAUAGGAGCACUCCUGCUCAUCAUCGGCUUUCUGGGCUGCUGUGGAGCCAUCAGAGAGAGCACCUGUAUGCUGCUGCUGUUUUUCAUCAUAAUCCUGUUGGUCUUCAUAGCUGAGGUUGCAGGAGCAGUGGUGAUCUUGGUGUUCAGACCCUUGGCAGAUGAGCUGAUCACCAAGUUUGGCACGGCGGCAGUUCAGAACAUCAAGAAGGACUACGGGAAAAAUCCUGACAUCACAGGACUGUGGAAUACUACAAUGAGCACGUUAAAAUGCUGUGGAUUCUACAACUCUUCAGACUUCGUCAACUCUCCAUAUUAUGUGGACCACAACCAGAAGUACCCACCACAGUGCUGUCCAGGCAGUGAUGACCCAUGUAAUCAAACGGUGGUUGACAGCGUCACGACGAUCACUGGGUGCUUCCCAAAGAUCAAGCAGCUGAUUGAUAGCAACACUGUGGGGAUUGUGGCGGUGGCCCUGGGAAUUGCAGUCCUGGAGAUAUGUGCCAUGGUGGUGUCCAUGAUCCUUUACUGCAGAAUAAGAUCCAGGGGGGACUAACUGCAAAUGGUGGAAACCUCAGAAGAUGGAUUUUAAUCGCUGGAGCCUUUCUAGGUACUUCCUGCAUCGCCUCUAGAGGAGUGAGGGGCUAUGCCUUCUAUCUUGCAAAAAUGCCUCAUCGUUAAAGACAGUUAAUGUCAGCUCUUGUGCAAUCAGAACUACUGAAUGACAUAACAAAUCUAUUUUUACUACUUUUAAAUCCGUCUAAUAGAUAUGAAUGUACAUUAUCUAUAUCUCGAGAACACUACACUUUGUAAAACAGGCUACACACACACUUCACCAGAGAUUAUUUUAAUGUCAAGCAGUGCUACCACCUGUGACACACAGCCAGUUAAUGAGGAGUCACAUGAUAACUGCGUUCAUUGUGAUGAUGAAACAAAGGCUGGUAUGGUGGACAGAAGGGACCAAUAUUGUGAGUGUUGUUGCCAUGACACAGCUUGUAAAUAAGCAACUGAAAUUACACAUUAUUUGUAUGUAUGUUGUAUGGUGAUCAAUUUUGAAAUAAAGUGAAAAG
Messenger RNA from Epinephelus moara (kelp grouper), 1555 nucleotides. RefSeq names its product tetraspanin 34b (gene tspan34b). Gene Ontology annotation, cellular component: membrane. The record is from RefSeq and is a predicted model, not a curated record. NCBI's taxonomy places the organism in Eukaryota, Metazoa, Chordata, Actinopteri, Perciformes, Serranidae. The transcript is spliced from 8 exons. Bases 295 to 1041 code for a protein of 248 amino acids.